Messenger RNA from Tachyglossus aculeatus (Australian echidna), 3123 nucleotides. It is a transcript of the gene DACT2, whose product is annotated as dishevelled binding antagonist of beta catenin 2. The transcript is spliced from 6 exons. Gene Ontology annotation, cellular component: cytoplasm. Lineage: Eukaryota; Metazoa; Chordata; Mammalia; Monotremata; Tachyglossidae. Bases 1 to 2436 code for a protein of 811 amino acids. The record is from RefSeq and is a predicted model, not a curated record. Gene Ontology annotation, biological process: negative regulation of nodal signaling pathway.
AUGAUCCCUGCCCUCAAAGAGUUUUCGGUGCAAUGGAAUAAAAAGAUAGUUUGUGUGAGUGAUCUCAGCCUCGUGUUUGUAUUAGAGGAGGAUCAAGAGAGAAUACAAAUGAUUUUCACACCUGAGAUUUUCCAGUGGCCCGUCCUGGAGCGUGCGGGCCGCCCAGGGGGGCAUCACCGGGCCGUGGAGGGUGCGGGCAUGGGGGCACGGAGCGGGUGGGAGCGGUGGCGGGGGGGCGAGAGGCUGCAGGCGGCCCUGGCCGGGCUGCAGGAGCUGGUCCAGCUGCGGGCCCGGCAGCAGCAGCUGGUCAGCGCCGCCCUGGCUCUGGGCCCCGGAGGACCCCCGCCGCGGCCCCCGGCCCCCGAGGCCCGCCUGGAAGCCUCCCUCGCCGCCCUCAAGGAGCAGCUGUCGCAUCUAAGACGACAGGAUAUUGGCCUGAAAUCCCACUUGGAUCAACUUGACCAGCAGAUAAAUGAAUUGAAAUUGGAUGUGAGCCAAACUUCCAGCGAAUACUUGGACAGUGACAGCAGGCCCAGCUCAGGCUUCUACGACCUGAGCGAUGGGGGCUCUGCCUCUUUGUCCACCUCUUGCGCUUCCGUCUCCAGCGAGUCCAUCUCCUCCUGGUCCGGCGGCCCGCGGCCCGGCGGGCAGCCCCCCAGUGCCGCCAGGCUCGGCCUGCUCGAUUACAGGCCCAAGUCCGCCGACGGAAUCACGGUCCAGGCUGUCCCCCUCCAGCAGCGGGGGGUCUACGUGCCCGAGGGGGGCUGGGGCAGAGCCGGCCUGGAUCCCCGCCGGGAGGCUGGGGGCAGGCCCAAGCCCAGACCCGUUUCCACAGGUGACCUGGGAAGAACAGGACCACUAUCUACGGAACUGCAGAAGGCAUCGUCGCCCGAGCUGAGGCCCUCAUCCCUGCUCGUCCCCGGGGCUGACGUUCAGUUCCUGCCAGUGGACCCCAAGUACCGCAGCGACCUGGUGUCCAGGAACGGCAGUGAUGUGUACCUGUACCCCAGCCCCUUGCACGCUGUGGCCCUGCAGAGCCCCCUGUUCUCUCUGGCAGGGGGCCUCUCACCUCUUAGGCCCCCCACCUCUGAAGCUGCAGCUCCCAGACUCCUCGGGGUCAGGCCGGGGGUGGAGGAGGGCUAUAUCGAUAAGCUGCUCCGGCUGAACCAGUGCCAAGGCAACUGCACAAGGGGAGCUGGGCCGAGGGGCUCAAUCCAGGGGCCGCUCUCCACUCCCACCUCCAAAGGGGCUGGGCUGAGAACUGGGUCUGGCCCCAAGCUCCAGAAGCAGGUCCUCUGCUCCCCAGAAAGGAGUGGAGCCGGAGAAAGAGGGCAGGGGGAAGCACAGUCCCAUGCAAACCUUGAACAACCGACCAUCCUGCCGGUCACAGAGUCAGUGGCCACCAAGCACUGCCCCGCUGGCAAGCUGGCCGCCAGCAACUCCUCUCUCGCGGCCCCCGUGGGGGCUGGCGCAACUCUGGCACGCAGAGAGGUGGGCAGGGGGAGACCCGGGCGGUGUCUGGAGGGGUUAGUUUCGGACCAGCUUCUCCAGCGGCGGGAGUCUCUCUCCCUGAGACCAGCCCCCGUCCUUCCUGAGGUAAAGACUUUGAAGAUAAAGAGGAGAAACAGCGAGAAGGUGCAGAGGCUGUUGCCAGGGAGAAUGCCGGGCACUUCUUGGGCGGGCCUCGGGCUGAGGUUGGAGGACGAUCCUUCCCCCAGAGCCCACGGGGGCCGGGGACUGGUUAGGAGACCCACGUUCUCUGGGGAGGGGCCGACCCGGUUCUGCUCGGAAUCCAGCUUGUACCGGAGGCCGGUCGGUCCGUCCCCAGCCCUGCUGUCCCCGCCGAAGCUCGACAGAGCCCCAACCCACUCCUCCUUCCGUCCGACCACAGCUGCGUCCAGCACGGGCAUCCCCAGGGGCCCCAUCAAGAAGAAGCAGCGCAGGUGGCAGUCCAGCAUGGAGAUCUCCGCCCGGACACCCUCGGCCAACUUCCUGGGGAGCCGCGGGCUGCUCCCGGCCCGGAGGAGAGCCGGGGCCCUGCGUCUGGCCGGCCUGAGGGUCCGCUCUGGGUGCCCCCACCGCAGCCCCCCAGCUGGAAGCCAGUCAGACCAGUCCGAAUACUCGGCCGAAUGUGCCUCUCUCUUCCACUCCACGCUCACAGAGACCAGUGAGGAGGAGGACACUAGCGACUGCACGGCCAAUCGCUUCGGGGACAGCGAGUCCAGCGAUGGAGAGAUGGCCCACUUCAGUAGGAGCAGUCUGGCCCUCCAGGCCCGGGGGACCGGGGGUGAGUCAGCGUGGCCCAGAUCCAGGAUGCCAGCCCAGGUCCCUGCCCCUCCAGGCCCCCGGGUCUGCCGCAUCAAAGCCUCCAAGGCCCUGAAGAAAAAGAUCCGGAGGUUCCAGCCUGCCGCUCUGAAGGUUAUGACCACAGUGUAAAGGCCCCAGCCCAGCAGCUGCUCAAUGAAAGCUCUGGGGCUGAACUGGAAAUGACCUCAUAUGGACACAAAGGGCCUUUUCCUUUGCUAAUGACUAUAUGAAGAACAAUGCUUCUAAUUUCUUUCCCCCUUUCUGUCCAUUUAUUAUGCAAAAAUAGAGUCACAGAGUGGUGCUUUGCUUACAGGACUUUAUCUCCAGAAGUCACUGUUUAGAAAAGCUCUCCUCCACAAAGGACUAGCCCCAGCCUCUGAUCAGCAGGCUUUAAAGGGGGAUUUGGAAGUAUCCUCCUUAGCUGGACACUUUUCCCACUUUGGUGAUUUCUCCACUCAUCCCCCUUCCACACAGACUAGCUUCCCCUUUAGCAGCUGUUCUCUGUUCUCUCUGCCCCGUACCCCCGAGGCUGUCUGCUUCCCAGGAUAGGUACUAUCCUGUCUUUCUUGCCUCGGUGACAAUUCUCCAAACCCCCUGGAUGUUCUGAGCACCAGAACAAUUUGCCCCGAUUGAGCCCUGGGCUUGCUUCUGGAUGCUGCCUUUUCUACUGGAUGAUGAGCCGCCUUCUGAAACAGCUUGCCGAGGCGGGUGAUGUGACUCUUGUGUGACAGAGAGCGAUGUUCUUGUCUUCCAAAUCAGGGCUUCAAAAAUCUUCCAAAUCAGGACUUCCAAAUCAGGGGUUCAAAAAUAUAACUG